This is a messenger RNA of Akanthomyces muscarius, 3981 nucleotides long. RefSeq lists its product as uncharacterized. The record is from RefSeq and is a predicted model, not a curated record. The transcript is spliced from 2 exons. Bases 1 to 3981 code for a protein of 1326 amino acids. NCBI's taxonomy places the organism in Eukaryota, Fungi, Ascomycota, Sordariomycetes, Hypocreales, Cordycipitaceae. Gene Ontology annotation, cellular component: transcription export complex 2; cytoplasm; nucleus. Gene Ontology annotation, biological process: mRNA export from nucleus.
AUGUUUUCGCCAUUUGGCACGUCGACGCAGAGCUCGACACCAGCCGCCUCCAACCCCUUCGCGCCAAAGACGAAUCCUUUCGGCCAAGAUGGCAGCGGCACCUCUGCUUUCGGAGCGAAACCGAAGUCCUCAAAUCCAUUUGCUCAGAACACGGCAAGCUCUAGCAGUGUCAACGGCGCGUCGAACCCCUUUGCUUCCACGCCGUUAGCGACAGCCGCCAAUGAAGGCAAACAGACAUCAAAGCCAGCAUGGGGGCAGCAAACAAAUGGGUCGCAGCCCUCCUCCAGCCCGUACGGCGGCAAGCCAGAGGUAUUCACAAAACCCCAGGCUAAAUUAACUUCAACACCUGCGCCGGCCUUUUCCAGCGCGCCAAAGGGAAAUGGGGAGCUGCCCAGCUCGAACGAUCCCCAUGCCAGAAGAAUCUACGAACAGCUGCGACAAGAUGGCAUAGCACCACCAGCAUGGCCUUCGCAGCCGGGCGACCCUCAGCACAAAGCGCAAAUGGCCAAAUUCCGCGAACAAUACGAAGACUAUAGAAGCAAAGUGCGAGCUUCUCUCACCCGCGCAGGACUGAUCGACGACCCUACGAAACGAAAGGCAUUGCGAGAAGCCAUCGACUUCAAAGGUAUCUGUGAGGACAUGUGCCCCGAGUACGAGAAAAUCACGAGAAUCACAGAGCUCGAUAUUCCGACACCGGAGAAAGACCCUCAAACGACGUUUGCGAGCACGACGCGCAUGGUCAAAAAGCUAGCGCGCUCCGCUGCCGGCCAAGAAGCGCCUUUACCGAUGGACGUCCUUUCUGUACCGACUUUGCGAAAAACGCUCGAUUAUCUCGUGGAUGACUUGUUGCGUAACGAUGAAAAUCUGCCCACGUUGCACGGCUAUCUCUGGGACCGAACACGUGCGAUUCGACGGGAUUUCACCUUCUUCUCAACACUCGGCGUCGAGGAAAUGAAGAUACAAGCAUCUGUACUGGAAGACAUUGCACGCUUCCACGUCACAGCCCUGCACUUGCUUUCUCAAAGCGGCAAAGCUCCCGAGGACUUUGUCGAGCAGCAAGAACUUGAGCAGCUGAGCAAAGCUCUUCUGACGUUACGCGACAUAUACGACGAUUGUUACGCACAAGGCUCCCCUUGCGAAAACGAAGCCGAGUUUCGGGCAUACUACGUGGUGUUUCAUGCCAACGACCCCAAUGUUCUUGAAAUGGUGCAACGACAGUGGCGGCCGAGCUUAUACGGAGAUUGCGAUGUCAUCAGGACAGCGGUUUCGCUGGUCGAAGCCCUACAAAAUACGUCGGAUUUCCACGGCCCGCUCCUGGGUGGCCCGUCCCUCGCCGCGGGUGGUGCUCACCAAACCUAUUUCCGCAUUGUGCAAGACAAAACGGUUUCGUACACCAUGGCUUGCUUUGCGGAAUGCCAUUUCCCACAGCUGCGUCGCUCUAUCCUGGGGAGUAUAAAGAGAGCCCUUGCACGGCCGAGAGAGCCGUCGCGCGAUGUCACGGCAGCCGCCUUGAACAAGUAUCUGCAAUUCGAUACGGUUCAACAAGCCAUUGAGUUUGCUGAGCUUCAUGAUGUUGAGUUUCAGCCCAGCCAGCAGAACCCGGCAGAUCGGAAUCUAAGCUGCGCCGUGCUUUACAAUUCUUCGACUUUGCCACAUCCCCGACUCCAACAUCAAUUCUCGCAAGCGCUAGUGGAGGAUAAGCGUGGUUCGCGGUCUCUGCCCGAAGUUGUACACAAAACUGUGUAUGCUGAUGCUGCUACUGCCGCGCAUAAGGAGGCUUCGCUUGCGCAGGAGGGCAGCCUCUUCGUACAAGAUGAACCUGCCAAGCCACCAUCGAUCAUGCCCCCUCCACCUCUCCAUAACCCGUUCGGGGGUUUUGGCCAACCGACAACAAACGGAGGUGCCCUGAGCAAUCCCUUGACACAAGCACCGGCUGCAGCUGGCCAAGCCAAGUCAAAUUUCUUCUCGCAAGAAAUAAAGCCUGCAUCAACAGCGCAACGUCCAACGCCACCAUUUGGCAUCCAAAACCCCAGUACAGCGGCUCCAACACCAAGCUUUGGAGUUACUGCGCAAAACAGCCCAUUUGCCAAGGCUCUGCCUUUACAAACGUCGUCCAGUGAGCCGGCGACCAAGGAGACCCAUCCUUUUGGUGACGGACAAACUGCCCCAGCUGCAAAGACUUCCUUCGGUCUCAUUGGCUCCAACGCAGGCACUUCAGAGCCUCCGACUACGAUAUCUUCUACCACGCCGAGUGCUUCUUUGCCUGCCGUCUCUGGCUUCAAGCCAAAGGCCGCAGAGCCGCCGACUGGUGCAUCUUCAUCAUCAACACCCCACAAUGCUUUCUCUACUCCUGCUGCCCCCGCCUUCGGCGGAUUUAAUUUUGGGGCGCAAAAGGCUCCGACUGCAACGUCUGAUACGAUACAGAAGGCUCUGCCCGCUUUUUCCGGCUUCUCAGCGCAGCCUCAAUCGACAGAAGCAGCCGAAUCAGCAAAGAGCUUAACACCACCCGGCUCACCUGCGCUCACACAACCGGCAUUCACAAAACCGCCGACAGAGUCAAAUGUGCCGGUGCCCACGAGCAAAUCAAACUCAGUGCUCCAUUCAUUUAGCCCUCCAUCGAAGCCUCCAGCAUUUCUUGGUAGUGCAGUCCCGCCUACUGUUGCCUCGCCUGCUACAGCUCCCCCAGUAGAGCUGCCAAAGCUCCCACAACCCAAACGCGAUCGAUUGCUAGACUUUACCAAAUGGAUUGUGGUCGGUGACGCUGGAUUAAUGGCCGAGUUUCAGCAGUUCUGGUUGAACGAACUGCUCGCGCCAGUUUUUCUGGACUGGCACCAAAAGGAGGAGGAGAAGCGCCGACACGAGGAAGAGACACGGGAUAAUGCCAUUGCAGACAACUUCCGAAAGCGUUCCUUGUCCGUGCGAUACUUUUACCGGUGGAAAACUCACGCAAGAGAAAAGCGACUGAAGUUCUUACGUCGGAGCGGACGGGAUCAGCUUAGGAACUUCCAUCGGGCUCGGCAAAUGGCUUCAAGUAUACCGCAAGCUAUACCGAAGUCCAGACCCGAGGUACCGCCGAUUCCCAAGGCGCAUCGCGAGCAAGCCCUCAUGGAGGGCUUCCGCAAGAGCCAAGUCAAGCAAGCCAGGAAGCGCAGCAUCCCACCUCCAAACCGAUCCUCCACCAUGGAUGUCAGCAAGGCUAGGGACUCUGCGGCCGCCAUUGGGCGGCACUUUAAUCUGUCCAUGCCGCAAAGUGGCACGUCCUCUCCAACACGAUCACGGUCAAGCUCCAUGUCGAGAGGAGGCUCCAAGACUAGGGCGCUCCGAGAAGAACUUCUUGGUGACAGCACAGGACACUUUCGCCGCUCUCUGCCUUCCAUUGCCUCUAGUGAAGAAUCGAGGCCAGAAAGCGUGCGAAGCAGCAAAGUUUCGGAGCGAUGGCGACUCAAAGCUAUGGGCAUCGUCCAGCUCCCUGACGGCACGGCAGUACCAGAGAGUCUCAUGAAUGAUCGACGAUUCAACCGGUCAUCACAGAGAGCCUCUUCAAUUACGAGUGUACCAUCCCGGCGUCCUUCGAUUACGAGUAUGACGUCCCGACGCCCAUCAUUCACGAGUUUGGCAUCCCGGCGCCCCUCGAUUGGCAGCAUUCCGCCGCUGCCUGCCUUUUUAGGCACCAAUGACGGCGCGAUUCCCUCGGCAGCAGUACUUGAGGAUCAUGUCGGCAACAAGAGGAAGCGCGUGAGCGAGGCGAGCACCGGAUCGAUGGAGGUGGACGACGGACCACCGUCAAACAACCACAAGCGCGUCAUGAGCGAUGUAUCGACUAGGGAUCUGGUCAACGAGCUGCGAGCCCUGCGAGAAGAAAUGGAGGAGGGGACGCUGUGGUUCAGAUCGCAAAACGAGCGCCUGCAUGCUGAAAUUUCGAGCAGAGACGGCACCCCGCUGGAUGACAGCAUGAGCGUGGCGUCUGGCAGUAUUGUUUGA